Molecule: messenger RNA, 675 nt
Organism: Panthera uncia (snow leopard)
Lineage: Eukaryota; Metazoa; Chordata; Mammalia; Carnivora; Felidae
Product: voltage-dependent T-type calcium channel subunit alpha-1H-like
Exons: 5
Coding region: 1-675 (224 amino acids)
Biological process (GO): calcium ion import; neuronal action potential; membrane depolarization during action potential
Cellular component (GO): neuron projection; plasma membrane; voltage-gated sodium channel complex
Molecular function (GO): voltage-gated sodium channel activity; low voltage-gated calcium channel activity
Source: RefSeq, a predicted model, not a curated record
AUGUAUGAACAGCUGGAGGGCAUGCGGAUCCUGGUCACGCUGCUGCUGGACACACUGCCCAUGCUCGGGAACGUCCUUCUGCUCUGUUUCUUUGUCUUCUUCAUCUUCGGGAUCGUGGGCGUACAGCUCUGGGCUGGUCUGCUUCGCAACCGCUGCUUUCUGGAUAGCACCUUUGCCAGGAACAACAACCUCACCUUCCUGCGGCCGUACUACCAGACAGAGGAGGGCGAGGACAAUCCCUUUAUAUGCUCCUCGCGCCGGGACAACGGCAUGCAGAAGUGCUCACACAUCCCCAGCCGCCGUGAGCUGCGCGUGGAGUGCACGCUGGGCUGGGAGGCCUACGGGCAGCCGCAGGCCGAGGGCGUGGCUGGCGCGGGCCGCAACGCCUGCAUCAACUGGAACCAGUACUACAACGUGUGCCGCUCGGGCGGCUCCAACCCCCACAACGGCGCCAUCAACUUCGACAACAUCGGCUACGCAUGGAUCGCCAUCUUCCAGGUGAUCACGCUGGAGGGCUGGGUGGACAUCAUGUACUACGUCAUGGACGCCCACUCUUUCUACAACUUCAUCUACUUCAUUUUGCUCAUCAUCGUGAGUGUGGGCGACGGGGCGGGUCCUGGGGGCUGGGCUGCGCCAUCCGAGCCUCUGCUGACUCCCUCGGGGACCCUGCACUAG